AUGAACCUCAGCGCAGACGACAAGAAGGCCGAGGCCAUGGUCAACCCGGAGAAGCUCGACAUCCAAACGGGGGAGUUGAGAGACCUUGACGCCGCCGAGGUCUUCCUUCGGGAGAACAACUUCAGCAGCGAGUAUGUCCAGGAACUGUUGAGCGACGAAGCCGGCAACAAGCGCCUAGUCCGCCGAGUCGACCUGAUCCUGCUUCCCCUGUUGUGUGUCACGUUCCUUCUCCAGUACAUUGACAAGCAGGCGCUCUCCUACGCCGCCGUCUUUGACCUGUUCACCGAUGCGAACAUCACCCAGGACCAGUAUGCCCUAUUCCCGUCUAUGUUUUACAUCGCAUACCUGGUGGCGGAAUAUCCCUGGAGUUACCUGGCGCAGAAGACGCUGAUGGCCAAGGUCACGUCGGGCUGUGUCAUUUGCUGGGGUGCUGUACUCAUGGCCACGGCCGCUUGCAAUAACUAUGCGGGUCUGGCGGCAUGUCGCUUUCUGCUCGGAAUAUUUGAGGCGCCCAUUACGCCUUGCUUCACCAUGAUUGUCGGCAUGUGGUACACCCGCGAUCAACAGCCAUUCCGGACUGGUCUGAUAUACAGUUGUAAUGGUCUCGGUUCCAUGAUUGGCGGGGUUCUUAGUUACGCUAUAGGCCAGAUCCAGACCUUUCCUGUAUGGAAAGCGAUCUUCCUCUUAUGCGGUGGCCUCACUACUCUCUGGGGAUUGGUGCUGCUCGUCUAUCUCCCUGACAGCAUCAUUGUAGCCAAACGCUUCACCCUCGAGGAAAAGGCCACCUUGAUCGGCCGCGGGAAGCUCGGCCGGACGGGGAUCCUGAAUCAAUCGAUCAAGCUCUAUCAGAUCAAGGAGGCCGUGCUGGACCCGCAGGUUUGGCUGUUGACGCUGUUCGUGCUUCUGAACGAAAUGAUCAAUGGUGGUGUCGCCAACUUUGGCAAACUCAUCAUCAAGGGACUUGUCCACGAUUCGCUUCGUGCAACCGCUCUUGGUAUUCCCAUGGGCGCAUUUCAAAUUCUGUGGAUUUUAUCUGGCACAUACAUGGCCUCCCGAUUUCGCAAUGUGCGGACGCUUGUUAUGGCCGGCUACUUGAUUCCAACACUCAUUGGAACAUCCUUAAUGUGGAAGUUGGAUCGUAGCUCUAUGAAAAUCGGCGUUCUCUUCGGGUAUUAUAUCUGCGGCGCCUUUGUUGCGUCGCUUGCGACAGCAAUGCAGAUGCCGGCCACCAACCUCGGAGGCUACACCAAGCGAAUGACGGCAACGGCCAUCGUAUUCGGCGCGUACUGUGUCGGCAACAUCGUCGGACCGCACUUCUUCCUGGGGCGCGAAGCACCGACUUAUCCCACCGGGUGCAAGGUGAUCAUCGGGUGCUCCGUUGCACAAAUGUUCGUGGCCCUUAGCCUGCGCAUGUUGUUGAGUAGGCGAAACAAGAAGCGAGAUGCAGAGGCUGCGGCUGCGAACGCGAUUGAAGACCCUGCAGUUGAUGAGCUGUCGGCUGAUAAAACCGACUUUGAGAACCCAAAAUUCCGAUAUGUGUUUUAG
Pseudomassariella vexata is the source of this 1545-nucleotide messenger RNA. RefSeq names its product major facilitator superfamily transporter. NCBI's taxonomy places the organism in Eukaryota, Fungi, Ascomycota, Sordariomycetes, Amphisphaeriales, Pseudomassariaceae. The record is from RefSeq and is a predicted model, not a curated record. Gene Ontology annotation, biological process: transmembrane transport. Bases 1 to 1545 code for a protein of 514 amino acids. Gene Ontology annotation, cellular component: membrane. The transcript is spliced from 5 exons. Gene Ontology annotation, molecular function: transmembrane transporter activity.